Molecule: messenger RNA, 696 nt
Organism: Sinocyclocheilus grahami
Lineage: Eukaryota; Metazoa; Chordata; Actinopteri; Cypriniformes; Cyprinidae
Product: ubiquilin-4-like
Exons: 5
Biological process (GO): ubiquitin-dependent protein catabolic process
Cellular component (GO): cytosol
Molecular function (GO): polyubiquitin modification-dependent protein binding
Source: RefSeq, a predicted model, not a curated record
AUUCCCGGGGGUUACAAUGCUCUUCGGAGGAUGUACACAGACAUUCAAGAGCCCAUGUUUAGUGCUGCACGUGAACAGUUUGGAAAUAACCCUUUCUCGGCAUUGGGUGGAAAUACUGAUAACUCCGGAGUACAGCCAUCCAGGACUGAAAACCGAGAGCCCCUGCCAAAUCCCUGGGGUCCCCCUGACACCGCCGCCACCACAACCACCACCACCACCUCUGGGACGGCUAGCACCACCAGCUCCACCACAAGCUCAACCACACCCAGUGUGUCCAACCCUCUGGGCAUCAGCUCCUCUAGCCUUGGAAACGGUAUGUUCAACAGUCCUGGCAUGCAGAGCCUAAUGCAACAGAUCUCUGAGAACCCUCAGCUAAUGCAGAAUAUGCUUUCUGCUCCUUAUAUGCGCACCAUGAUGCAGUCACUGUCCCAGAAUCCUGAUAUUGCCUCACAGGUAUUUAUGAACAACCCUCUGUUUGCCGGAAAUCCACAGCUGCAGGAGCAAAUGAGACAGCAGUUACCUGUAUUUCUACAGCAGAUGCAGAACCCAGAAUCCCUUUCUGUCAUGACAAAUCCUCGAGCCAUGCGAGCCCUAAUGCAGAUCCAGGAGGGACUGCAAACCCUUCAAACCGAAGCCCCUGGUCUCAUGCCCGGGUGCAGUUCCAUUUUUCAACCACUAUAGAAACAUGCAGAGCAA